CUGCAGCUUUCACCGCCCAACAAUACCAGCAGCAUCAGGAGCAGCUGGCCUUGAUGCAGAAACAGCAGCUAGAGCAGAUCCAACAGCAAGCCAACAGCGCCACCUCCACUGCCAAAAGCACACAGGUUGGUUAGUUAGUUAGCCUGCUCUCUGACCUGGGCUGCUCAGAAUAAGGGUACUGAUCUAGGAUUAUAAUGAAUAUGAUUCUAUAGACAGGAGGGACCUGAUCCUAGAGCUGCACUCCUACUCUUGAGAUGCUUGAUACAUAUAGCCCGUCUCUCCUCUCUCUGUCCGUCUCAGGUAGUCUUUUCAAUUUGGUGUUAAUACGUUCUUGUUAUCCCUCUCUUCCAGGUUUUGGUCUCCAAGACGUUAGAUUCUGCCUGUGCCCAGUUUGCUGCAACUGCCCUGGUGACCACAGACCAGCUGCUGGCCUUGAAGACUAAGGAUGAGGAAGGGCCGGGCAGUGGGGUCAACGGGCUCCUUUCACCCUCAGGUAACAUUGACUGCACCAAAGCAUUUGUAUUAAAAGAAGAGCUUGAAAGAAAAGAGAAACUCGCACAUUGCGUUUGCAGGUAUCACUUUGGACGGGUAAAACUGCAGGUAAAACUGACGAAGGCCAUGAGGCCGGUAUGCAAGCUAAAUAUAUACAAGUCAAUCCGGUAAGGGCAGUGUGCAGGUUUCCCUUUUCUUUCAAGAUAACAUCAAAUAAUUCCCACGCACCUCCAACAAGUAUCCUCAGAUGUGCGAGUGCUUUUCCAAUUAAAUGCAGGGCUUUCACAGAAGCAAACGAAAGGUUGGAACCGAUCAAAAGGGAUACUGCUUGUAUAGCUUCUGCGAGUACCAUGCAGACCUAAUGAUUUGUUUUCUGUUUUGCCUUCCUACAGGUGUCUACAAGGGCUUGCACCUCACUAGCACAGCAUCCCCGUCGCCUGCUGCCCCCACCUCCAUCCCUAGCCCUCUGACCACCACUACCCCCUCCUCCCCCUUCCUCUUGCCCAGCACUUUCAACAACAACGGCAACCCCCACACCCACACCAAUGCUGCCAAGUCCACCACCACUCAGGUCCUGAUGGGGAACAACAACAACCUCCAUCUGAGCAUGUCCUCCCCCGGGGGUCCCGCUGGGGGGGCCCUCACCAAGCGCAACAUACCCCGGACACUAAGCCACACCCAUGUCGCUGUGUCGUCAUCUGCCUUAAAGCUGGCUGCCACCGCUAACUGUCAAAUGCCCAAGGUCACCACCAACACCCCGUCAAUGGACAUGGUGCCAAGGUGAGAGAGGGGGAGGGAAUGGAUGCGCAUGUUUGUGUCCCAAAUGGCACCCUAAUCCCUUUAUAGUGCACUAUUGACCAGGGCUCUGAUAGAGCUGUAGUAUACUACAUAGGGAAUAGGGUCCAUUUGGGACACAGUGCAGAGAAAUUGACAAUUAGUGUUCAGACCACCGUAGCUUAAACUGCUGCUUCAGGAAUAUUACCUACCUGUCCGUCUGUGUCAAUAAUGAAUGUAGAUAUUGUUGAACAGUCUCUGAUAAUUUUAACAAAUAAUUCUCUCCACCUGCAUCCAGGGAAAAUCAGGAUCAAGACAAGCCAGCACUAAACAGCAUAUCGGACAACACAGUGGCCAUGGAGGUCACGUAGCCUCUUAACACGGGCAGGACUAAAGGCUCAGCCGGGAACUCAUUUAGGUGCUAUGCAUCGUGUAGUUGUGAAUGCAAGGAAGGGGCAGUGGUAUGCACGCACACAGCAUUCAACGCUGUCUCCAUGGCAACUGUUGGGACUUAAUUGCAAUGCUUGUCUUUAUUUUUUUACUGUUAAUAAGAAAUAUCAACGUCUGUAAAUUAUGAAUAUGGCAAUUGUAAGUACAGUAGUGCAUAUUUGUAAUACCCUACCACCCUUGUAUAUAACAUUACUUGA
Messenger RNA from Coregonus sp. 'balchen', 1913 nucleotides. Lineage: Eukaryota; Metazoa; Chordata; Actinopteri; Salmoniformes; Salmonidae. The record is from the annotation of a GenBank genome assembly.